CAGCUACCGUUGGGGGUCAGUGCGCUGCUUGUUAUUGUUCCGCACCCCGCUUCCUUCCCCAGCCCUUCCCUCCGCCCUCCUUCCCUGCCUUUGUGUCUCGGUGCUGGCUCUCCGUUCUUCCUCUGCAUGCUCGGGGGCGACGGCUAAGCGCUGAGUGCAGACGGCAGGCGUGAAGAUACGGCGUGUUGUGGAAGCCCCUCUCGCCACUCCGCCUUCCUGACGUCACAAAUGCGACCAUGGGAGCUGGCAGUGAAUAGGUGGCCUCCCUCAGCCCCCAUUAACCAGCGGAGGUUCUUGGGGCCCUGCAGCACCCCUGCACACCUCAGACGAAGGUAGGAGCUGCGGGGCUCUAGAAAAGUCCUCCAGUGAGGCGUCAGUGGGGACGGAGAGAUAGACCUCAGCAGAGUGUCCUCAGCCAGGAUGAUAGCAAUUUGCGACCAGCCUUUUUUCCUGUAGAUGAGCAUAGAGUCUUGGCCCUCACCGGUGCUCCACCACGAAUGCUUCACCCUGCGUCACACUCCACCCAGCAGACACCAUUCAUGGUCGACCUCCAUGAACAGGUGCAUCAGGGACCUGUCCCUUUAUCAUACACAGUUACCACAGUAACCACCCAAGGCUUUCCCCUGCACACUGGCCAGCACAUUCCUGGGUGCAGCGCCCAACAGCUGCCAGCAUGCUCUGUCAUGAUCAGUGGGCAGCAUUACCCUCUCUGCUGCCUGCCACCUCCGCUGAUCCCAGGAUGCACCAUGCAGCAGCUUCCUGUUUCGUACCAGCCAUUUCCUCCGCUGCUCUCCAGCGAACAUUAUAUUUUACAUCCUCAGCCACCACUGCCCCCACACCAGCCACCUCACCUUACUUCUCUUGCUCCAUUUGUUACAGUGCAGCCACAGAGAAUGCCUCUACAGAGAAUAGACAAUGAGCUGGAUGUUCGGGGGGACCAACAUCACCUGGGCAACUUCCCAUUUCACCACUCCCACCCUAUGCCUGCACUGCCUCCUUCAAUGCCCAUGCAUUACCUCUCCCACGAUGCACUGCACCAGGAGCUAUCCUUUCCAGUGCCAUAUGCUCAUCUGAUGCCACGGCGACUGAAUGCCCAGCGUUAUCGCCUGCAGCAACCACUGCCGCCACCUCCUCUGCCCCCGUCAUAUUACCCAAGUUUCCUACCCUACUUCCUUUCCAUGCUUCCUGUGUCUCCUGCUUCAGUUGGCCCAGCCAUCAGUCUUGAUCUGGAUGUGGAUGAUGUGGAAAUGGAGAAUUAUGAGGCAUUGCUGAACUUGGCUGAACGUUUAGGGGAGGCAAAGCCACGGGGACUCACCAAAGCCAAUAUUGAGCAGCUUCCCUCUUACCGCUUCAAUGCUGAAAGCCACCAGUCUGAGCAGACGCUGUGCGUGGUUUGCUUUAGUGACUUUGAAAGCCGGCAGCUCCUCCGAGUGUUACCUUGUAAUCAUGAGUUUCACGCAAAGUGUGUUGACAAGUGGCUCAAGUCAAAUCGCACAUGUCCCAUCUGUCGGGCUGAUGCCUCUGAGGCUCACAGAGAUGGGGAGUGAGGAAAGGAUAUUGCCCACUUUCCUCCAGCUGGUGCACAAACCCAGAGGGAUGAACACAAAAUAUACCAGCCUCCUUGCCUGACUCGGAUGCUUCAGCUGCCCUCUUCUUCUGUGUCUGUCGUUUGGCCAGGACAUAUAGCAGCUUUGGAUCUGGAGGUGGUGUCAAGUCGCACAUUCCACUGUCUCCACCCUAUUACCUCUACACCCCAAUACUUUCCAGCAGCGCUCCUGCUUUGUCUCAUUUGUGGGCAUGGGGAGGAAUCUGAGGUGUGCUGGAGAUAUGUUGGGCCUGAAAGGGCACGAGGUUCCUUCUCUGCCUCCCAGUGAGGGUAGCUGAGGCUAAGGCUAACAGGAAAAAGACUGGGUCAUGAUGGCCUGUGCUAGCUCCCUAUGGGAAUCUCGAGGCAUUACCAGGGACACCCUGUUUUAAGUAAUUCUGCUGCCAAGCUCUCCAUGCGAGAGACUAGUCACUGCUGCUUCUUUAAAUAUGUUUGCACUGAGCCCUAGCUGGGCUUUUUAUUUUCUUUUAAUUCUUGUUGUGUAGCAGCAUUCCAUUACCCAUUAACUUCAGGUUUUGUUUUGGGGUUUUUUUUUUUUUUUGAUGAUGACAAUUGCUUGCCAUGGGAUUAGUUCUCUAUUGUGGCUUAUUUGUGAGAAGAAAAUGAGAUUUGGGGAAGGGGCAUUCUGGGAAAGAAUACCAUGCUUAACCAAUCACAUACAUAAUAUUGAUAUUCCUUCUAUAGCACUAUCCUUUCCAGUUUGUCCUUCCUACUUAAAUACAAGGCCUCAUUGCUGGGGACAUUUAAACUAGAAAAAGGUGCAUUCAGUGUUAUGUUCUCAAUUAAUGUCACAGUUUAAUGUAUUGCUGUACCGCCUGAUUUGCAGGUAUCUCCUAUAUAGAUUCUCGGUUUUUCCUCCUUUAUAGGACCAAUGUGAUGUCUUUACUGAUCCAAUGUGGGCUUUAGAUUUGUCCUCUGACAAUGCACUCUGCUACCAGAUAAGUGGUACUGGGAACAUAAGCCUGUAAUCUCAUUUUCUGCUAAUAAGAGCCCUGGUAAUGCCUCCUUAAUAUAUUUUGUUUGGCAGCAGGUUACACAAUGGCAGGGGUGUGACACCACAGGGCACACUGUUGCACGCCAAGCUGUGUUUUCAUGGGUGUGUUGCACUAUAUGUACCUGCAUUUUCCCACCACAGCUCCCGUGUAAGUCAGGACCACGGGGGAACCUGGGCGAGCGGCUGCCUUAUUAAUCGAUUUGUAUCUGUUUUAGUUUGAAUUUGCAUGAUAGAACAGCAAGAAACAACAAGAGCCAGCCAACCAUUUCCGAUCUAUGUACAUGUUUAACGGUCGGGCAGAAAGUCUGUCUUAAUGUUUCACAAUAUGCAUGUCUGAGCAGCUUGGAAUAUGGUAUCCGCUAACCCUUGGCCGUCUGUGGAGUGAAGUGAGGGGGGUGGGUGGGAUUGGGAUAAGCAUUAUUAUAGGGGUAUGUAUCUUGCUGCGCUGAUUCCUGCUGUGCACUUGUUCGCCAAGCAGAAGGCACCUGAACUGUUUGUAGGGAUAUGAAUGUUUUUUUAAGCCUGUAAAGGUCACACUCGGGUAGGGAUUGUGUGAUGGGGUGUUUUCAGACCAAAAGUUUACUACUUUCAUGAUAAAAAGAGGCACAUUGCAGAGAAAUGAAUGCUGGACUAGAUAACGCUAAAUGUGUUGAUGGAUAGUGCCACAACACAUAUGGCUGGCCCUAUUCUCAUUCUUUUCUUGUCAUUCCCCUCCUUGGCAAGAAGGCUCAUUCAUGCAGCUAUCCAUGGUCAGAACCUGGGACCAUGGGAGUAGGAGCAAGUAUUGGGUACCAUUCAAACCUUGGCUCACAUUCAAACAUCUCUUGCUGGCCAGCAACAGGGUUUAUAUACAGUUCCUUGUUUUUACAGCCAUAAACAGGACAGGAAACUAGAUGUUUAGUUGUUUAGGUUCCAUCAGGCAUAGUCCUCAAUAUAACUGAUAUAUUCUAGGUAUGUGGGCACAGAAACCCUUGGCUAUACGUUGGCAUUGGAGGGUUGACUGCUUUUCCAGCUUUAAGAUGUCUUCCUUUUUCAUUGACAUCUUCAUUGCUUCUCCACUGCGAAAGAGCCUGCAAAUGUAUUGCAGAUAAUCACGACAUAGUAUGUUUCCUUAUUGUCAUGCACUGGAAUCCUAACUGUUAUUAUCAUACAUUAAGAAAAAUGUAUAAAAAAAAAUAAAUUCAUGGUAAUACAUACACAACACGGAACACCCAUUCCCCUGUGCAUCUUAUCCUUGGUGAGCCACUUGUCAACAUCCUAAAUGUACAAACUGUGAUUUCUAUGUUUCCCUGCCAUAUCACUCUGGGUUUUUAACAUUACUGCCAAUGUCCUCUCCAUAUAAUUGCAGGCCUGGUGUUUCAAGCCAUAUUAUUGCAGUGAUUUAAUAUACCCGCUCCUAUUUCCUGGGGCAUGAGUAAAAUACUGAGAAGUUUCCCUUCGCCCACACCAUGUCAUAAAACUCCCUUGCCCAGUCUAAAGUCUCCAGCUUGAAAAUACCAGAGGAGGGGUACUGCCGGACUGCAGCAGACACACAGAAUAAAGCACUUGUUUUACAGCACACAAGUUACCAAAGGUCUUACUGUAUAUAUAUAAUAUAUAUAUCUAUAUAUUUCAACACUUUCAGAACUCUAUCACAGGUUUUAAGUCCGACAACAGCAGUAUCUGCUGCCUAUCCGUUAGCUAGUCCUGGACUGCUGGAGGCAUCCCUGUUACACAAAUAAAAGUCUCCUCCAGCUACUAAGGAUUGCCCCUCCUUCCAUCCUCUGCUCCGUUGUAUAAAGUCCAACAUAUGGUUCUGAUUACUCUCUAAGAACCCAAACACCGUAGCUUGAGUGCUGCUCUUUAGAGAAGCGCUUCUAACCUCAUUAUCAAUCGAAGUACAAGCCUUUGGUUUAGGAUGUCUGUGAUUGCUGCAUAGAUGCCACUUUUUUUAAGCAACGUAUUUUCUUUUCUUUACCCCUAUGGUGGGAUAUAGUGGAUUGUUUACUGUAUCAUCCUAACCUCCUGGACCCCCUACUCACACUGGGCUGUUUUCUCUCAGUUACUGCUCCUUCCCACUAAUAUUCCUGCUCCCCCCAGAGUUGUGGCUUCCCUUACUCAGGGUCCCGGAGGUGUCUUCUGUGUUAGAACUGUAUAUCUAUAUGUGUGUGUAAACAUAUAUAGAUAUAUCUCUCUAUAUAAAUUUUUUGGCUUUUGGUACUUGCACAUUUACUGGUUACCUCAUUUCCCAUGUAUGUAUUUGAAAAAAUGCUAAUAUAUAGAAAAUGGUUCUUGAAGCUAUCAAAGUGUGUUUUUUUUUUUCCUUCAUUCCAUUGGAAUCAUAUUGGUUUGUAGCAUUUAACAUAACUAGUAAUAUUGUAUUAUAUAUAUAUGUGUAUAAUGAUUGAAAUUUUUAACAGAUUUGUACUUUUUUUAAAAUGAAAGUUGCUAGUUUUGCUUGACCUGGUAGUGCAAUCAUUUAUUUUUUUUAAUGUUGUGGCUGAAUUUGAGAGGGUUCUUCACUAAUAAAUGUACAAGGACAUUAACAGUG
Molecule: messenger RNA, 5130 nt
Organism: Xenopus tropicalis (tropical clawed frog)
Lineage: Eukaryota; Metazoa; Chordata; Amphibia; Anura; Pipidae
Gene: rnf44
Product: ring finger protein 44
Exons: 11
Coding region: 498-1547 (349 amino acids)
Source: RefSeq, a predicted model, not a curated record